Schistosoma haematobium is the source of this 3991-nucleotide messenger RNA. It is a transcript of the gene XT1, whose product is annotated as glycoprotein 2-beta-D-xylosyltransferase. Bases 131 to 1513 code for a protein of 460 amino acids. The transcript has 4 exons. Gene Ontology annotation, molecular function: glycosyltransferase activity. The record is from RefSeq and is a predicted model, not a curated record. Lineage: Eukaryota; Metazoa; Platyhelminthes; Trematoda; Strigeidida; Schistosomatidae.
CGUCCUCAUUACUUACGAUUUAACUAUAGCUCAAUAUAUCUCAGUCACUAUUAUUGCUAACUUGAUUCGUUAAUUUAAUUUUCAAUUUUAAUGAAAGUUGGCCAGGUAAAUAAAGAAGACAAACUUUAUCAUGCACUUCCGACGAAAAGUAUAUUUUAAUUUCCACCUUCGAACUCUUUCUAAAUUUAUUGUUAUCCUGAUACUUACUUGUUUCAUGUUAUUCAGUAUUUAUGUCACAAAUCGAAAUAAAAAUCAUCUUGAUGAAAUUGCUAUAGAAGGAACAGGCACAGAACUUUAUGAUUUUGGUCUUAAUGUUGUUGUAUUUAAAAAUGUUUUCAUUGAUCCAUCUAAAGUCGUUGGUGCAAUUGGAGGCGAAGAUCCUAUGAAAGUCGCUAACCAACCAGAAUCUUAUGAACUCUUGGAUUUUCAAUAUGGAUUUAUCAAAACUAGUGUUAAGCCAAAUAUAAAAAAAGAACAAUUACGUUCGUAUGAAACUAAUGUAAUUACGUUUCUCAAAUCGGUGGAGGUACUUGAUUCCAUGAACUUGGAUACAACAAAUAUCUAUAAGGAAAAAAUUGUCUUUUUAAUUACACGUGUAGAAUAUGCUAAUUUAUAUCAUACAAUGACAGAUUGGUAUAAUACUUAUCUAACAAUGAAAUUACUUAAUUUAUCAGUCAAUAAUAUACAUUUAUUAAUAACUGAUGGACAUCCUAUAGGUAAUUUAGAUGAAGUAUGGUAUCAAUUAUUUAAUUAUUCUAUAUCAAGAAUUGGUGCCUAUAGACAAAUUACAAAUCAUAAUCAUAAUAAUACAAAUUUACUAUCUAUAUUACCUAUGAAUAAGAAUUAUUUAUUACAUAUACAUAAACUUGUUAUAAUACCAUAUGGUUAUUCAAGUCCAUUAUAUGUUGAUAAACCACUUUUAUUUAAUAUGUAUAUUGAAGAAUUUCGACAAUUUCUUCUUCAAAGUUAUCAUUUAAAUAUCAAUGAUAAUUUAUGUUAUAAACACAUAGUAACUAAUUAUAAAUUACCACAAAUAAUUAUUAUUAGUCGACGUGAUUAUAUUGCACAUCCACGUAAUAUAAAUGGACAUAUUAGUAGAAAAAUCAAUAAUGAAUUACAAUUAUUAAAUAAAUUAAAACAAUUAGGUUUUAUAAAUUCAUUAAUUAUUGAUUUUAUUAAUUUAACUAUAAAUGAACAAUUAAAUUUAAUUAUUAAUACAGAUAUAUUAAUUGGUAUGCAUGGUGCUGGUUUAACUUAUAGUUUAUUAUUAUCAAAUACAUCAAUGGUAAUUGAAUUAUUCCCUAAUUAUUGUUGUAUUAAUAAUCAACAUUUUAUUAAAUUCACUAAAUUACGUCAUAUUGAUUAUUAUGCAUAUUAUGGUUUAUCAAUAAAUGAUAAUAAACAAUUAGAAUCAACUUAUAUACCGAUUGAUGAUUUUCAAACAAUCAUAUUACAAACAUAUAAGAAAUGGAAAGAAAAUUGUAUGAAAAUAAAUGAAAAAAAUAAAGAGUAGAUGAUCUUCUUUGAGGAAGGGGGGGAGGGUUUCGUUUCUUUGUUAGUUUUUUUGUUUUGUUUUGAGAAACUACUUUUGGGGGUGUUAUAUCCCAGCGAAGAUUAAAUCAUGAGUAACUUCUGCUGAGACCUGUUAAUUGAGUAAUAUUAUCUAUACAUUCUUAUGGUAUAAUUAGAUUAUAAAUAUUUAUAUUCCCCUUGUUAUAAGCUUUAUUUUGAUCUAUAAUUUAUAAUUGUACGAUUUACGAUUCUUAAGCUAUGUUCAGUUUAUUAACUACUGCCUCCCAUGUUCACAGGCACUUUUUGGCUUUAUUGUGUACAAAUGUUAUUUCCUAUUUUAUGGUGCGUUGCGAUCUGUUUGAUUCAUAUGUCUGAAAUAAAUGAUUCGAUUCGAUUCGCAUAUUGGAACCUUGUAUUUGGUGUUCUGGACUCACAUGGACGGGCUAGUCGGAUAUAGGACCAAUAAGGACGCUAGAUUGCUCACACCGGUCGAACGUCAUUGAUUUUGGCAUAGUACUACGAUUGUAAAAGUCGUAUUUUGAUUGGUGGAUAAAUCACGUGAUAAAAAGCCGGACAUAAAGUCAUAACAGGGGGGGUGUUUUUUUACAGUGAAAUAACUGAUUUAAUGAUGUAUAAACAUUUAUAUACAGAUCAAUAUGGAUACUGAUAAUAGUAUUUGUGAUACAUUGAAGAACAAAUAGAUAUUGUAAAGAGAAUUGUAGAUUGCUCAGAAAUGGAAUGAAACAUUUUUCGGAGGGAGGAGGGGUUUUCUUUUCUUUUUUUAAAAAAAGAAUUUUGAAGGGGGCGUUUUUAUCUUUUUUUUAACAUUUUUUCGUUGUUUUUUUACGCUGAACUAAGUGAUUUAAUGAUGUAUAUAUAUCUAUAUAAAGUCUUAUAUGAACAUUAAUAUAACUAUUUGUAAUACAUUGGAAAAUAAUUAGAUAUUGUAAAGAGAACUGUAGAUCGCUCAGAAACUGAAUAAAUAAUUUGGGGUGGGGAGUUUGUUUUCUUUUUUUUAAAUUUUUCGGGGGGUGGGUCUUUCUUUUUACUUUUUUUGAUAUUUUUUAUACUGAAAUAAAUGAAUUACCGAUGUACAUGCAUCUAUAUGCACAUCUAUGUAAAUACUAAUAUAACUAUUUGUAAUACAUUGAAAAAAUAAACAGAUAUUGUGAAGAAAAUUGUAAAUUGUUCAAAAAAUGGAUGAAAAAAAUUUCUGAGGGGGGAAGGGUUUUCUUAAUUUAACUUUUGAGGGGGGCUCUUUUCUUUUUUAAAAAGUUCUAUAUGAUUACUGACAACUAUCUGUAAUAAGUUUAAUACUGAAAAAGACAAAGCAAAUAAUUUGACAUUUUGGAAGAGGAAUAUCGUUAAAGUCACGGCGGUUUAUUUUAAUUUUUCAUCAAUGGGUGGUGGGCAAUCAUAACCAUUGUGUAAUUAAUAUCAACCUAUAAAAAUUAUAAAACUUGGUUUCGGUUGUUUGUAUGUUUGUGAUAAGUCCCCGUCGCCACUGAUAAGUCUUGCGAAUUGGACGCUAUUCUGUGACCCCCAAGCUAGAAAUAUGCAGCGCCCUGAACACAAGAGAGAAGACGCAAAGUAUGCGAGAAAAUACUUUACUCUAAGGUUCCGUUAUUUUGUACAGAAAAACACGGGUAUUUAUAGAUGUUCACAUUUGUUAAAUCAACAUCAUAUUUUAGCCAAUCCGCCAAAAGAAAUAUUAUGCUACUGACUAAUAGUUGACAUUCUAGAAAGCUCCAUCAUGCUCUGAUUGGCUAGGACUCUUCGGCUUCUCUAGGGCCUCUGGAGGCUUCGUUGCAGUUCUCGGAAAGCCAACUCAACAGUUUGUUUAUUUGUUUUUAUUUUGGAUUGAAUAAGAAAAUCCACUAGUUAAACAAACUGAGGAAGUUCAGACAAGUUAGCUGGAUGAAACGGAACUAUUUUAAAUUGCAAUCGCUGAGAUUAUUUCAAAUAUACUUUUCACAUACAAUGUCUGCACUAUAGUUUGUUAUUAUAAUAUAAUAAUAUCUUCUGAUUCAGUUGUUAGUUUUAUUCGUUUUCGAUUUCUUUCUUGUUCUCUUCAUUUCAAUCUUCUGCUGGUCGGCAUUUCACCUGUCAACAUAAGUAGCAUACACCACAUGUCUAUUGACCUAUUGAGUCUAGAUAGUCACCAACAUAUUUAAUUAGUAUGAAGUAAGUAGUGAGGAACCAUGACUCUCUUAGUGUUGAUAUUCAAGAAUAGAAUUAUUCAGUGACUUUUCAAUAUCAACAAGGGUAAACCACUCAUUUGCUCUAAUUUUUUCAUACUCAUUGUAUAAUUUAUUAGCUAUCUGAACUCAGCAGUUCAGUAGACAAAGCAUUGUGUGUUUGGAACGAAACGUAUGACAUUCGAGAAUCAGUGUGAACACCAUUAUAGGUAUUAAUGUACAUACAGUUAAUGAUGACACUCGUCUCCUACAUAUCAUUGAUAGCCACAUAACAAAUAUAC